AUGGCCGCGGCCAUGACGGACUCCUCCUCACGCGCGGUACCACUGUCGUCGUCGUCAUCGCAGGGCCAGACUUUGGGCCCAGCGUUCCACAACAAGCCGUCCCAACGCGCCGCGACGUCACCCAGCAGCCAUAAUGGCAGGGGGCACAUUGAUGGCGACGCAUCACCUCGCAGCAUGUCCUUGAGCACCACGGCCGCCAUGGAGCGGUCGUCUUCCGGCAACAACUCGUCGGCAAUGCUGCAUAGUGCCCAACGAUUGCCGACGGUCGCGCCAUCUGGACCAUCUGGCCUUUAUGGGAUCGGCGACGACGGUGCCGGCAGUGACUCGAGCCAUGAGGCAGGCAGCUCUACCCCGAUGGCACUUGAUCCCUCCCCAAUGUCCCCCCUCGACGCUGGCUACUCUAUGCGUGACCCGGCCGACGCGCUUGCGCAGCGUCGCAUGUCGCUCGACACACGGCGGGUGCACUCUGAAUCGCUUCCCGGGACGCAUCCGCGCCGACACAUGUCCAUGGCGAUCGGCAAGCGGCCGUCGAUUGUGACGGGCGGCUACGAGUCGAGCACGGACGACGACGACGACGAUGACGGCGGCAAGAACCGCGCAGGGCCGUCCAAGCGGCCCCGUGCGCACACGGCUGUGGGCGUCGCUGGCGUUGGCGCACACGCCGCCAUCGCCACCGGUUUGCGCACACCCCUCUCGCCUGUUCGACAGAGCAUGGGCAUCAUCAACUCGUCUGCUCACCUCUCUGCUGCCAAUACCAACAUCAGCACCACCGCCGCCGCUGCCGCUGCCGGACGACGGCGCGCGCAGAGUCUCAUGUCGCCUCCGCCGCACGACUUUGCACCCUCGACAUCCCCCAUCUCCCGCCGCACGACCUCGCGCCUCCGACCACCGAGUGGAGGGGGGGCAGGCUCCCCGCUGUCUCCGCGCGGCAAUGCGUCUCCCCGGUUCUCCAUCUCUGGCAACGAUGCCGUCUCGCGCAACGUCAGUCUCAUCAGCGAGCUGCCCAACUCGCGGUCCGCGUCCAUGCGCUCGGUCCGUGAAGGCCGCGAGCCCAGCAUCCGUGACGAGCCGGCAGCGUCGUCGUCGCGCGACAUGGACCGCCGCGGGCCACGGCGCUCUGACCCAAGUAAAGCCAACCGGUUGCAGGCAAGCUUGGGCCUAGGCGCUGCACCACGCGAGGUCGUCCUCACCGCCGACCAGAUUCAAGACUUGCUAGGCGACGCCGACGUCUCGUCGGCGAUUCAGCUCAUGAGGCCAAAGCCGCCCCGCCGACAGUCGUCAAGUGUGUCUGCCGAUCAUCCUCCCCUCCAUGCUUCUGCUUCCUCCUCCUCCAACGCCGCCGCCGCCGGUCACCAUGCACCCGAUUCUUCGCCACCCACUAUCUCAAGACCGUACCUCGUCUCAGCACCGCCGGCAUUGACAAAUGGCGACUGGCAUGGCCGAGACCGUACGGUCAGUGUCAGCUCUAGCAUGGUUUCCACGCCUCAGCGCAACGUCACGCCGUUGGCCGGCCGACGACGACAUUCAUCGCUGGUGCUGCCGUCCGACGAGGGUGGGCAUGUCCCAUUUACCCACCACGUCACACAACCUCCGCCAGAGACGGCCAUCGAGGAGGAAGACGACGACGACGAUGACGACGAUUACGAUAACAUGGACAACUCGGUCGUCCUCGUUGACAGGGACGAUGCGUCCGACGCGCCACCCAGUACUGUUCGGUCCGCCGACUCGCCGGUAAACUCAUUGUCCCACGCGUCAACAGUCCCCAAGGACCACGACAGGGGCAAGCGCCGCAUCAGCAGCCUGUUUGGGCUCGGCCGCAAGAAACACGACCCUACACCAGCACCAGCACCGGCACCCCUUCCAGCUCAGCAGCAGCGCACGCGCCCGCCAUCCCCACCUCGACAAGCCGAGCGAGAAGCACGUAAGAGCAACCGGGAUCAGGCAAUGCGUCUUGCCGAACAGGAACGUCGGGACCAGGAACUUGAGCAAGAACGUCGUUACCGUGCCCUUGUCCAAAUCCAUGCCCAUCCCGCAGCCCAGAAGCGGGCGCAACAGACUGCCAUCCAUCUCGACAGCUUGUACGCUGCGGUCAACGAUGGUCUCGUUCAUCCACCAAAGCUCAACCCACUCGCCAUUCUCCGGUGGAAACGACGGACAGAGGAGCAAAAGUCCGCCAAGGCGAGGUGGGAGAGCGAGCAGGUCGGACUUGAUGGCAUGCCACUGCGCAACUCUGCGGGAUCACCGACGCUAUGGAGUAACGGCGGCAGCGUGUCGUCCCCACGCGUGUCGAUCGACAACCGCCGCGGUCUCAGUCCUUACAACCGUUCCGUGAGCUCCAACCAGGAGCACUUGUUUGCGCCUGGGUGGCACUACACCUUGGACGACAUCAACGCAUACAACGCAUGCAGUGGCAAGGUCAACUUUUGGUUUCCUCCCAUGCCUAUUGAACACGUGCCAUCACCCGUCGCCUCACCAGUGGUGUCUCCAAGAGAGUCAACGAGUGACCUCCCUUACCCCUAUGCGCCUCAGUCCAAUGCGUCUGCAUCCACCCACCUCCUUCCGCGUCCAUCUAUAUCGGACUCGCUGGGCGAAAGGGAGAUGUAUCACAAGGACGGAGCGGCUGUGCGCAUCGCAUCGCCUUCUAUGCCUUCCCUUGUCGGCAUCGACCAUGUCCUCGAUGAGAAUGGGGCGGCGGCCUUGUCGCGCCAGUCGUCGCUUGACAACGGACACCGUCUCCGCAACGCACAUUCGUUCCGCGGUACCCACCGUGCUCACCAGAGCACGACUGGUAUCCCGCAGCAGCAGCAGCAGCAAGCCAAGCCUCUCCAGGCACUCCGCGCGCCGUUUGAAAAGCUGGGUAACGCUGCACGCCGCAACAUUACGCUACCGGCCACCCACAUGCCCAACGACAUGGACGACGACGCGCCUGCCCGCCGCCCAGGCUGGCUGUCGGCAGACGCACCUGCUCCACCGCCAGAGGUUGUUCACCACCACCCGGGCGGUUUACCUCCUUCCCACCACAGCUUGACCACGAGCUUCAAGGAAGGCCGUGACAGGCUCCGUCGAGGUAUUUCGACUGCCACUGGCCAAAAGGGGCAGGACAACACCACCGGCACGUCCGAGGACGAGGGCCAUACCUUCCGUCGUCUCCUUGGUAAGGGUCAGCGCGCUCUGGCCGGCCCGCGCGUGACGCGCGAUCGCAGCGCUUCCAUCUCUCGUGCAGUGGAAGCUCGUAACCUCGAAGAGUCUAUCGCUCGCCAGAGGCAGAUCCGCCACACCGAGUUUGCGAGCAAGCGCCCCACCGAACUCGAGAUCCAAACUCAGGCGCGACUCCAAGCUGUCGAGAAUGACAUUUAUGCCGAGCGCGAGCUGUUGCUUGUCAACGCCCGCCAACGCACCGACGAGCUGGAAGCGGCCGAGCAGCAGAUGGACUUUUCCCUCGCGCACUAUAUCCACCAGCUCGACCAGGUCAAGACCGUCUUCGCCACGGCUGCAGAUGUCAAUAUCGAGUUUGACGGUUUAGAUGCGCUCCGUGGGCGCGGCCGCAAACCCAACGCACCGCGCGAGGACGACGAGAGCGCCGACUCGGUCGCUCCCCUCCGCCACGACUCGGACCGCGGUGGGUUCAGCGCUGGAGGCAACUUUAGCGAUGGCCGCUUCAGCCCCAUUGGUAACGGCGUGGUCGCCCAGCGCAAGUCUCGCAAGCCGCAGCCGACCAUGCCGCCUGUCGCCUUGCCCUCGUUUGCGUUUGGCUUGCAGGCGUGGCCCAAGCGUUCUACCCUUGACCCCACGCUCGGUGUGCCCGUCGACCCUAUCCGCCGCGUCGAGCUGUCGUGCGAAAAGGCCCGCCAGACAACACGGGACAUGGCCAAGGAGCGCGAGGAGACGACCAAGCACCUGCAGGGCAUGGUCAGCACCGUCAACCAGCUCAUCUACCAAAAGGACGAGGUGCGCCGGUGGACCAAGGGUGUGCUCGACGAGAUUGCGACACUCAAGGAGGAGCGCAACACGGUGCUGCUCAAGAUUAAAGGUGGCCUGCGACCGCGCAUGUGGCGAGCGACCGACGACGCGACCGACCUGGCCGCGCGCACCAUUAUGAGUCUGUUCAGCUACGCCAUCCGCGUCCUCCGCGGCGUCAACUGGGUGCGUUCAGUGGAUGCGGGCUGGCUCGCGUGGGCCCUUGUGGGCGGCAUGCUUGCCAUGCUUGUGUUUUUCUAUUGGGUCGGCAGCGAUGUGCCUGUGUCAGCGCCAGCGGCAGAAGCAGUGACAGCAGCAGCAGCAGCAGUGACAGCAACCAUCGCCCCUGUAGUAGUAGGCGACAACGUGUAG
Molecule: messenger RNA, 4329 nt
Organism: Apiotrichum porosum
Lineage: Eukaryota; Fungi; Basidiomycota; Tremellomycetes; Trichosporonales; Trichosporonaceae
Exons: 2
Coding region: 1-4329 (1442 amino acids)
Source: RefSeq, a predicted model, not a curated record